UUAAUUGGUCACAUGGUUGUAAUUAGGCCUGAAGGGUCUGUUACCAUGCUGUAUUUCAAUAUCUAAAACAUUUAAAAUGUCGUGGUCUACCUGUCUGCUAUACAGUGAUAGUAAUGUGUUGCUGUGCUUCUCUCAGACAGAUAUUUAUUCAACCAUGAAAUAUGGACAUUGCUGAUAUGGCCAACAUUUAUCAUCCAUCCCAUAUUGCCUGUGAUGCUGUUUCAGAGGUCAAUUAAGUGUGAACCAUAUCAGUGGGUUUGGAGUCACAUGUAGAUCAAACCAGGUUUGGAAACAUGGCUCCAAAUUCUGAUGUCCUUCGGUUUAAGUUUACAAGCUAUGGAGAUUCCAUGUUGCAAAAAAUGAACUUAUUGAGACAACAAAAACGAUUCUGCGAUGUUACAAUUCGAAUCAACAAUGUGGCGUUUCUGGGGCAUAAAAUAGUUUUCGCUGCAUGCUCUCCCUUUUUGAGGGACCAAUUCUUGCUGAACGAUUCAAAGGAUGUCAGAAUUUCUCUUCUCCAGAGUUCUGAGGUUGGAGAGCAGAUACUUUUAUCCUGUUACACUGGUAUCCUAGAGUUCCCUGUAAAGGAAUUGGUAAACUACUUAACUGCUGCAAGCUACCUUCAAAUGGGCCACAUUGUGGAGAAAUGCACACAAGCUCUUUCUAAAUACAUUGAGCCAAAGUUGUUGUCUGAAGACCAAGGGCACCAGGUUGGGGAAAGCAGCACUUCCACAGCAUUUCCUGAGAGCUCAGAACGGUCACAGGAAAGCCCACUCUCCGAUUCCGGGAAGAACAAACUGGAAGAUCUCACGCAAACGAGAGAUGUCUCCGACUGUGAAACAGACUCUGAAGACAGCAACAUCCGGAUUGUCAAAGUGGAAUCUCUCACCAGUGAUAUUCAGGACAGUGAAAAUGGUGACAGUCUGAGCCAUCUCUCCAAUAAUUUCAGCAACAGUGUCGAAAGGGCUGUUGCAAAUUCUCCUGAUUCGCAGCACUCCCUCAUUAAUUCGUCUGUGGAUUCUAGAAACAACAAGGUGUUAGAUAGCUGUUUACAAAACUUUGUGGCUGAUCCCCCCAGACUGUCAGAAAUGGUCAAUGGCACCAGUUAUAUGCUGGCAGCCAAUGAGUUUGAGCUACAAGGUUUAAGUAGCUUUCCAAACGAGGAAAUGGCAGCCGCGGGUGGGUUUUUGUUCAGGCGUAACAGGGGCACAAAACUGUUUGCUAACAAAACCAUGUACACCAAUCAUUUUAAGAUGCAGGACAAAUGGCUUCAGAAGCCCCACCACUGCAGUAAGUGUGGUAAGAUUUUUCAACAUCUCGAAAACUUCAUCAGCCAUCUGAAAACUCACAAACUUUUCCUGUGCCUGCGCUGCGGCAAGAUUUUCACACAGAAAAGUAACCUGACGCGGCACAUCCGGGUGCACACAGGAAUCAAGCCCUAUCAAUGCACAAUCUGUGGGAAGACAUUCACACAGAAGUGCUCUCUGCAGGACCACCUGAAUCUCCACAGCGGUGACAGGCCGCACAAGUGCAACUACUGUGAUGUGGGCUUUGCACAUAAGCCAGCUCUCAGGCGACACCUCAAAGAACAGCAUGGCAAGAAAUGUGUAGAUAAUGUCACUGAAGGAAGCAUACAAGAAAUUACUCUAGAAGUAGAUACUAUUGAAUGACUGUGGUAAUUCUUCUAAGAAGGUCAACAAAACCUCUGGGCAAGCAGUAAAUUUAACACUUAAGGGAAGCUGGUAAAAGUUUUCCUCCAAAUGGGUUAGUAAAUAUGCAGAACACUGCACUUGGAAGAAAUGUUAAGUAGAUUUCCAUUAGAUGAAAUAGAGCCCACUCUAACAGUUGUUCUAUUAGGUGUCUGGAAUUGGUGUAAUUUGAAAGGUGCAUUUAGAUGAACUGAAUGCUUUCUAAUGGGCCACAUAGUUUCUAUGAAUGAAUUGGUGACAUAGUCUUGCAUUUGUCUGGUUUUCUUUCCUCUAGGGCUAUGUAAUAAGGCAAAAAAAAACCUUUUUAUGUGUAGGUAAUGGAAAGCAUUUGAUUUUCCAGGGUGAAUACAUCAGUUAUGAAACCUUGCCUUAUUGACUGUCGAACAUAGGAACAGGAGGAAGCCAUUCAAACCUCCCAGCCUUUUCCACAAUUGACUAAUCUCUGCUUAAGCCUCACCUUUGGGCUCUGUUCCACAUUUCUUAAUCAGCCAAAAUCUGUUGACUUCCAUCUUGAAAAUUUCAAUUGAUGCAGCAUUCACUGCCUUUUCAGGGGAAGAAGGUUCUAGAUUUUUCACUAUAUUUUAUCCUGAUUACUCUCCUAAAUGUCUUGUCCCUAAAUGUUAUCUACUUUGUACUAGAGGAAAUAGUUCUGUAUCUGCCUUGUUUAGUUCCUGGCUAUUCUAGGCAUCUUACAUUUUUUUUGGUAAAUCCCGUCUUUUACUAAUAACGUUUUACAAAAUCUUAGCAUCCAUUUGAAACAUUUAACACACUUUCUUCAUUUGUCUUCCUUUGUCUCCAGGGUAGUACCAGUAAUAUAUGCUAGAUGGGAAACUAGUGUUAUUUGUUGAUGCACAAGAGAAUGCUUACAUCUUGUAGCAAAUGGACAGUUAAGUUUCCCCAAGAGUACUGAUUCUGUACUUAAGCCCAUCACCCCUGCUGGGGCAUAGGCUGCCAACAACAGCUCGGUAGAGUUCUCUGUUCAGGAGUGUCUUUCAAGUUGCUCUACAUGUAGCCCAUCUUCUUUUCUUCUAGGCCAAGACCCUUGCUGUCCCCGGGAGAGGUCUUUGGAGUUUCUAUUGGCAUUUCUAUAGCACUGGGUUUUUAUGAGAUGUGUUUGUUAGCCACCCUGUCCCCUGCCCCCACCCCCCAUUGCAGCUGGGCUUGGGACCGUCCAUGGCAGAUUAGUACUUUGUAUACUUGCACCAAAUAGUUAAAUCUGUAAUCUCUGAAAUAAUCAUGGGCACGUUUCUCUCAUUGGAAUUGCACAACUGUAAGCUAAAUCAGAGUUGUUGCUGUGGGAGCUGCUGAACAUAAUGUGCAUUUUUCUGGUUUUCUGUUUUUAAAGUCAGGUAAUUGAUUGCAAACUGCAGCACUUCUGUUAUUCUGAAGCAUAGUUUGUACAAAAUUCCUCUUAAAUUUCCCAGUGAUAUACAUGUGCAUUAAUUUGAAGUUUGGACAUUUUGAGUGCUUGGGCUAUUUUACAAAUUAUCCCGUCUCUCUGCUCUCUCUCUCUCUUCAAAACAGAAUAGACUAGAUGAUAACUUAGUUUAGUGAGCAGCUAUAUUUAUUGAAUAACACUACAGUUGUGAAUUUGGUCGGUGCAUAUAUCACUGAUAUACAAAACUAAUCUAUAAACCAGUGGUAGGAGUGCAAACAUCUUUUUUUGCAAAGAGGGAGGUUCCACCUCUAUGCCUAUUUUGUUUUGUUGAACUGGCAUUUCUGAUGUUGCAAUCCAUUUCAUUGUUUUGCUAACAUGGUGAAAAUGCCUUCUGAAGAAACAUCGGUCUCUAAAAUCGAGGAAGGAGUGUUUCAUUUUAACAAUCCAGAAUGCUUUUUAGCUACUGAAAUAGGGAAGUAGUUUUAAAGUCUAGGUCACUGUAACAGAGCAAGAAAUGUAGCAGCCAGGGCAGCAUAAGGGUAAAUGUUUUUAAGUGUUGUCUGAGGAGUAAAAUUAACCAAAAAUCCAGAGAAGAACUGAAACCCCUCCCUCCUUCCAUCAUCUUUUCCCCCCCCCCACACCCAAAUAUUGCUAGUAGUAGCUUUGGAUAUUUAUUGCAUUUCCCUGAUGAGAGAUUAAACAGGAUUUUUGUCUAAUAUCUCGUCCAGACUGUAGAAUCUCCAACAGCAAUUGUACAGUGCACACAUCUCAAGACUGAAAUUUAAUUCCAAGGGCUUCCAACUGAAGUCAAAUGCAGUGUUGGAUCCCAACGCUUUUAAUCAGAGGUUCUUUAAGAUGUUGGGAAAGAGGCACAAAACUUGUUGUUUCAUGAUUGUUUUAAUAGAACAAAAAUGUUAGACAGUAACAGGAGCAGAGAGUGAAGAUGCGGAGAAGCAAAAAGAAAGAAAGAUUCUGUUGCUACGUGGUCAGCCCUUUUUAUACUCCAUAGAUAAGAAACAUUCCAUUCAACUUUACAGAAGAGUCAGCUAAUGGAUGGCCCCUAUUCAAAUAAUGCAGCACUAGAGAAGCUUCCAGAACUUACCAGAAUCAUACAAAUAUAACCGCGGGGGGUUGCGGGGGAACACUGAACAAAUACAUAUACAUACUGUGGCUACUGGGAAAUGUAAUAAACAGUUACAUGUAUAUAAGUGAUUAAAAAAAACUAGCGGGCAUUUAAUUGUUAAACUGCAAAGAAAAUAAAAAUUAAACAGUCUAAGAAUUAAUCAGUCUAAUCGAAAAACUAACAACAAGCCACUGCCCACACAUCCUUAGGAACUUUCGGAUCCAUUUCCCAUUAACAGAUAUUUAGAGUAUCCAACUCUGCUGUAGGGCUGUUAAAUCACACCCCUUGAUUUGACUGUUGCUGCAUUCAGUUCCCUAAAAUUACACAGCCUAAAAAAAAGAAAAUCCAGUCUCUGGAGCAGUUGAAUGUUUAAGCAAUCUGUCAGUAAGAAUACACUGGACCUAAUGUUUCCACUGACCAUGUUGGUGAAAUUCAUUUAGAAAUAUGGAAUUUUCAAGAGCAAAUAUAAUUUUCUGCAAAACAGCUUUAGUGAGUUUCUGAUUACACCCAUUUAAUAAUGUUCUUAAAGGCACACAAAAUGGGUGCCACAGUAGCAUAGUGGUUAGCGCAACACUAUUACAGCUCGGGGCGGAGUUCAAUUCGGAUCCCGUCUGUAUGUCCUUCCUGUGGAAUGUGUGGGUUUCCUUGGGUGCUCUGGUUGCCCAUAGUUGGUGGAUUAAUUGGUCAUUGUAAGUUUGGGGGGGGGGGGGGGUUGUUGCUGGUGAGUGGCUCGAAGGGCCUAUUCUGUGGCUGUAUCUCAAUAAACAAAUAGAAUGAAUAAAGCUAUUUACAUAUUUUUCUGCACAAGGACACUAAUAGUCAUAUUUUUAAAACUUUUAAACUAAACUAACUACUAAACACCAAUACAAGUAGCAAAUAGUUCAGAUUUUAAAAUUGGACAGAUGUUUUAAUUUAGUGAUAAACCCAUUUUCCAAUGUAAUAAAGUUUAUUGGGGGGAAAAAAUUAAAAGCAAAGUAUUUUUGAAGCUGCAUUCUAAGCACACUAGCCAGAUUUUUCCCAUUGCAUUAAUCGAUGUGUUGUUGAUUGAGCCAAAAAAAAACUAAAACUGGCAGAAUUUUGGGUUCCAUUUACCCUGCGACUUAUGGUUUUAACUGUAGAGCUGGUAAAUAAUUCUUUUGAUUUAUGGAAUUAUUACCUGCUAUAAUUCUGCCAUUUUACUAUGUAAUUGUAUUUGUCCUGGGAGUAGAUUUUAAUGCAGUAGGUACCCUCCCACCAUCAUCACCAUUGGCCCCUCAGUGUUUGAGGCUGAAAUGGAUAUCAGAGGAAGUUUAUAUUUUUAUGCUAUAUUUCUCAAGCACUCUUGUCACAAGGCUCUUCAGUCAACUCUAACAAUCCAAAGUUAUCUUUUCUUAUAAGGGCUUUAUUAGCUGCCAAAGCUAUCUUCCAAAUGCCACCCUCCCAAAAGAAGCUGAUAGGGCUCCAGAUAAGUUGCUGAUGAAGUUCAAAGUAAAUUUGUUAUUAAAGUACUUGUGUCACUAUAAACAACCCUGAAGAUUCAUUUUCUUGUAGGCAUUCACAGUAAAUACAAAAACAUAAAAACAAGCAUAAUAAUAAAUAAGCGAUAAAUAUUGAGAGCGAGAUGAAGAGUCCUUGAAAAUGAGUCCACAGGUUGUAGGACCAGUUCAGUCUUUGUAUCUUCUUCGCCUCCUUCCUGAUGGCAGUAGUGAGAAGAGAGCAUGGCUGGGAUGGUGGGGUUUUAUAGAAUUCCAUGAAGAUAAUUUGUGUUCAAAAGGCCAAGAUGAACAGGAAAAUGAUUUUGUGAGGCUAUUUGAAAAAGAAAGAAUUUAGAAAAUAAAAUUAAUCUGAAUCAGGUUUAUUAUCACUGACGUGUCAUGAAAUUUGUUGCAGCAGUAUAGUGCAAUACAGACUAUACUAUAAAUUAUAAUAAAUAUAUUAAAAAUUUUAAUAAGUAGUGCAAAAAGAAAAUAGUGAGGUAGUGUUUAUGGGUUCAUUGUCCAUUCAGAAAUCUCAUCAUAAAAUGUCAGGUGUGCAUGUUCAGACUCUUGUACCUCCUUGCUGAUGGUAGCAAUGAAACGAAGGCAUGUCCGAGCUGGUGAGGGUCUUUAAUGAUGGAUAUGCCUUCUGAGGCAUGUCUUUUGAAGAUGCCCUUGAUGAUGUGAGGCUAGGGGUCUAUCAACAAUGAAUAAUGUUGAUAGCCUCCCUGCCAUUGUGAUUAUUAACCACAAAGAAGAAUGUGGUCAAUAAUUAUGGUGUGAUAGGGGAAACAUUUAAAAAUGUUCAACAGCCAAGAGGAGCAGGAAGUGUUCAAAAGAAUCAAGUUGAACACCAAUGUGAUUCUGUAGAUGAAUUAAGAUAUAAUUAAUUAGAAAAUGGACAAAUUCACAAUAACAUGGUGGUUAGCAAACUGUUACAGCUCAGGAUGUCAGUUAAAUUCCAGUGUCCUCUGUAAGAAAGUUUGAACAUUCUUCCUAUGUGAAUGUGGGCCUCCUCCAGGUGCUCCAGUUUCCUCCCACUGUCCAAAGACUGCCCGGGUGGUUGGUUGGUCAUUAUAAAUUGUCCUGUGAUUAGACUAGGGUUAAAUAGAUGGGUUGCUGGGUAGUGCGGCUCUUUGGGGUGUUGUAUGUCUAAAUAAAAAUAACUAAAAUUAGAUUACUGAGAGAAAACAAGAGAUUUCAGUGAGAAGAUCAAAACUAGAAUGGACACAUCAGGGAACACAAAGCAACACAAUAUUCUACCAGCACAGAAACUAUUAAUAAAAGUUAAUUGAGAGGACAAGAUACAGAAAUGGUGAAAAUGUUAUAGAAAAACAGAAAAUGCUCCACAUUUAGCAGUUCAGGCAGCUUUUGUGGAAACAGAAACACUUAAUGUUUCAGAUCCGAGACCCUUAAUUUGGUAUUUAUCAGGAAGAUUAAUUAGUUGGCCACAAGAUCAGAAAAUCAGAUUAAAAUUAUAUAAUAGAAGUUGGAGGUGAAAAAUUACAAAUAUACUUUUAGUUAAAAUCCCUAUAGGUUUUCAAUUGCAUUGAUGCUUUUCAACAGAAUUUGGGGAGGAGGAGACAAGUAAGAGUGCUGUUACAUAUUUUAAAAAUUCAUUAAAAUAUCUAGUGCCAAAGGACUGGUGGUUGUCCAUGGUAUCUGACGAUGACAGGAAACCUGUGCAGGAGAGUUUGUAAAGUGGAAAAGGCAUUGCACUGGGGCAAUUCCACUCUUUUGACCUUGGAAGUGUGGGUUCAGUGGUACGAGUAGCCAUCACAAACUGGGGUCUUCCUUGGUUGCAGUGGAUGACCAUGACAUCUUCUGUGCCUUGUCAUGCGCUUUGCUCUCCACAGAUCAUUGCAGAACCUUCUUCCUAGCCAUAGGAUUUCUUUCUCACAGGGGUGUGAGACUGUAGGCUGCUCUCUGCCUGGUUUCACCCACCUGUUGAACCUGGGGCGUGGCUGCUGUUGAAUAUGAACAGCUACAUGGAGUCACAGCUGAGGGCCCAAAGGACUAGCUGAUAACUAACAAUAUGGCUAGUAUUGAGAAGAAAGAUGUAUAUGACUUUGGUAGGAAAUGUAAUGUAAUUUUUAACCAAAAAAAAAGACAAAACUAGAAACUAUAAAAACAUGAUGAAAUCAGUGAGGAUUUAUGGGGGAGAAUUUUGUUUGACCAAAGUCAUUGAAUUCAUUGAAGAGGCAACUUAAAAAGAAAACAAAAGUGAUGUAAUAUAUCUGGAUUUCCAGAAGGUCUUCAGAAUGAUGCCUCAUAAUGGAUUGCUUAGCUUGUCCAGAGCAGGCACAAAUAGCCUGCCAGCACAGAAGGGUUGAAUAGAUUUCUGUUUAGGAUGGAAAGUAGGAUCUCACAGAGUUGAGUACUGCACUAAUGUUAAAUAUUUAGACUUUAGAAUUAACAAAACUGCUAAAUUUAUGGUGAUUCCUAAUUAGGAAGGUUAUUAACAUGGAAUCCUGCAAUAUGUCACAAGACUUUAAUAAAUGAGCAGAAUUUAUAUUUUCAAAUAAAAUGCUGUGUUCAGUAAGAAGAACAAUAAUUGGAGGAUUAAGAGGGGUUUGUGGUGCAAGAGGAUUUGGGAAAACAAAUACACAUUACUGGAGGUUGUGACGUAGGUCAAUUCAGUCAUUGUGAAAGUAGAGUUGCUGUGAUAACAUAAUGGUGACCUUAGUUAGGCCACAUUGGGAAUAUUACGUUCAGUUAAGAUGGACAUGCAGCAGGAAUAUAGAAACGGUAGGGCAAAAAUGUUUUAGAAGAAGAACAAAUGUAUGCCUGGAGUCUCCUAAGAAAAGGUAAAAGGUCUGAUAGAUCAGAGAAAGUGUUGUCACUCACAGGGAGCUGCAAAGCUAGAGGCCAUCAACAUCAGAUUCUCUCAUGGAAUCACAGGAAAUUCAGAAGAAACUUGAUUACCAGAAUCAGGUUUAUUAUCACUGACAUACUUAGUGGCUACUAGAUACAGGAGUGGAACCCAACGUCAUCUGGCAUAGCCCAUCCACUUCCAAGGUUCGACAUGUGUAUUCAAAGAUACUCCUGCACACCGCUGUUGUAACUUGGUUAUUUGAGUUGCUGUCAACUUCCUUGAAUCAAUCUGGCCAUUCUCUGACCUCAGUCAUUAACAAGGAGUUUUAACCCACAGAACCACCAUUCACUGGAAUUUUUUCCUUUGUUGCAACAUUCUCUGUAAACUCUAGAGAAUGUGUGUGAAAUCAGUAGUUUGUGAGACUCUCAAACCGCCCUGCCUGGCACCAACAAUUAUUCCUCUGUUUGGUCUGAACAACACAGAACCUCUGACCUUGUCUGCAUUGUUUAUGCAUUGAGCUGCUGCCACAUGAUUGGCUGAUUAGAUAUCUGCACAAGGUGUACCUAAUUGGCCAUUCACUGUAGGUUUUUCAGCAGCAGUACAGUGCAAUACAUAAAAUUUACCAAAAGUUACAUAAAUGCAAAUCUUGCAUGUAUGUAAAGAAUAUGUAAAUGCGAAGUGGAUUAGCAAGGGUAGUGUUUAUAGAUUCCUUGUAAGAAUAAGCUAAAGUGAAUAGUAUUGAUGCAUUUAAAGGGACUCGGAAUCUAUGUACAAGGGAGUGAGUAAAUGAUGUCAUGGAUAUAUAACAAGAUAAUACCUGGGAGAUUAUUUUUAUCCUGGUUGUUGUUUUUUUUCCCCAAUCUCAAUAAGAACAUUCAUUGUUUUGGAUCCAAUAGUGAUUUUUUUUUUUCCCUGGCUUGAAGACUUCCUGAUCACCAUAAGUGUCAAGCUUGGAAAGCCACUUGUGGGGAUGGAGAAGACGUAACAAAUGGCAUUACUGCUAUGCCUCACUCUAAGGGGUCUUCAGAGGCGUACCAAGAUUGCUUAAAUACCAUUUUGAUUAUGAAACAGAAAUUUUUAGAGCUGAAUGUGAAUAGAAUGUGAACUCCAUGAAUGGAAAUGGUUCUGAAUAAAUUUAUUUUGUAUUCCAGGUGUCUGACAUUAGAUAAUAUCCGCCCAUCCUCUCCAACCCUCAAAGUAACACAUAGAAAAGCAAUGAAAAUCAGACAAAUCAGAUUUACUUUCUGUUUGAUACACAGUAGAUUCCAGUUAAUUGGAACACAUUGAGACCAGUACAUUUUGGCCCAUUAAGUGGCUGCCCCAAUUAUCCAAAGUUUCAUGGAAAUGGUUAAAAAGGUAUUUUUAAAAAAUCUAACAUUUAACUGAGUAACAAUAUGUAUUUAAAUGAAAUACAGAACAAAAUUAGAACACUAAUAUUACUACAGUACUAUAAAACUAUAUUGGUUUCUAAUAGCUAUCGACAGAGGAACUCAUCUGCUGUGUUCUUUUGUUUGACUAUAAUUUCUAACUUGUUGAUGUAGUAAAAUUGUUUCAAUUUCACUCCCGGCCCUUUCUGGCAUCUCCUAGCUUGAAUGCUUGAAAUUGCAGUGAGCAAGACAGUUCCAAAUUAUCAUACUGCUUUCUCUCACCAACUUCCAAUGACAAAGAUCACUGCCUUUUGAUCACAAGCACAUGCAACUGAUGUGAUUUUAAAACAGUUUGCUCUUGUGUGUGACUAAUGUUAGAAACUAUUCAGCAACAGUCUUCUGUCCUAAAGUAGUAUUGCAUCCCAAAUAAAUGAAGGAAAUCCUGACUAUUUUCUUGAUUGGUUCUUUUUCUUUAAGAGUUGUCCCAAAUAAGUGGCUGCCCCAAUUUACCAAUGACCUAAUUAACUGGAAUCCACUGCACUUAGUUCUUCAGGGGCGAGGGGGUUAAUAUUUGCAGCACAGCAGGCAAUAGUUGGUAUGAAAUGGUGAAGUGAAAACUUUCCCUGUGUUGGUAUUGCAAUCCCUUAAAGUCAGGAUAAUAAGCUGAACAUGGUUAGAGGAAGAACAAGGUGUUAGCCAAUAAAGCUACAAAAUGGUUGUUUAUUUCAUCAAAAUAUUCAAUGUGGAUACUGAAGGUUCCUCUGUAAUUGUUCUAGUUUGUCAAUGUCUGUCAAAAUUAAUAUUUAAUAGGUGUGUAAGUUGCUAAUUAAUUUCCUCUAUUAAUGGUUCAUCAGGUUGAUUUUAACAUGUACUUAAGUUCUGAAUAUCAUUUAAAAGAUUACCAUUUUGGAUUGCUUCCAGUCAACAAAAGACUCUGUAAUUUUAAAACUGUUAAAGGUGUGUUCUAUUUUUAUCAGCAGUUUUUUAAUAGUUAAUAGCAGUUUUUAAUGCAUCUUUCUAGUACUGUAUGCAGUGUCACAAUAAGAACUGACUACGGUUAUUUCAGUAUCCUGACCUUAUGAUCCUGAAACUAGAUUUUUUGGGUUCCUAGCACAAUAGCAUAUACCUCAUCUGGGACAGUAUUUGUGACCUAUAUAUUUAUAUGUGUACUUUUAAUUAGUUAGCUUUAGAAAUGACGCAACAUUUUUCUCAGCUGCAAAAUCAUUAGGUUUUUGCUAAGAAUGGAUAUUUGAGACUGUGGCUGUAGAAAAUGAAUGAGCCAGCUUUGCUAACGAUGUUGAUGCAAUGUUAACUGAGGCCAGGAAAAGGUGAACAAUGUUCACAUCAAUGCUGUUGCAAGAAAAUAAAUCUGUGGUAUAUCCUUUCUGAAGAUCGCAGGAUAGUCUUUAUAGACAUCAAACCUGCUUCAUCGUAGAAAUUUGAUGGAUUUUCAGAAAUGAUUUUUUUCUUUCAAUGCGAUGACUUGGUAUUUCUCAGUGAAGAAACCAGGAAAGGGGGAGAUAAACUGAGUCAUCUCCUACCCCUCCCCAUCACUGCAUGUUGACUGGUUAUAGUGUGCAGUUAAAUAUAUCAUAAUUGGCUUACUUGACAAAUUGAUUUAAGCUAAUUUUGGGAUAUACUGCACUUGGCCUAGUUCUUUUUGAAGUUAGUGAGAAAUCUCUAAGCUGUGAUUUUAGGACUUGCCCUAUGUCCUGCAGUGCUCUCUCAGAUGAGACCAUUUUAAUGUGUUUAAAAUGCUACCUUCUGGAUUGGGAUUUGCAGAUGUAUGAAUUUAAGGAGAUGCCAUUAUUUAGAGGCGUAUGACUUUCUCAAUACAAGGUACUUGAAAUCAUUGAGUGUCUUUGCUGUCAUUCUUGAAUAGAUGGGUAGUACAUUUAUUUUAAAAGAAAUAUCUAGUUGUCCUUUUGCAGAAAUUGUAUUGAUUUUGUCUUCAACUGUUGUAAUGAGCUUAAACAGCUGUCUCAACCACAUUACAAAUUUUAUAUUUUAGCUAGAAGCCUGUUGGAGUUCAACGUUCACGGGUAACUGAACUCUGAUCCACUCCAACAUCUGGCUGAAAAACAAUAAAAGGAAAGUCCGUAAAGGACAAAAGUUAAUUGUAACCUUUAUUUUUCAAAUCAUAAAACAAAAAAUGCUAUAUCAGAUAUACUGACAAAAUUGUGUUGAGGCACAUUCAGUACUUAAAGGUUGAAAAAGUAGUUUCCUUAUGGUACCAUGUAUACACAAAUGUUAAAAGAUUUUAUUUUUUUAUUUUUUUGCAUAUGUUAUGUGAAUAAAUCAAUUAUAGCUUUUUCUAUUUGUUUUAUCCUAGCAGUUAACUCUAAUAGAUGCACUGACAACAAUAAAAGUCCUUUUUUCUGUAAUAUCUGGUUUACACAUUCCUGGUGUAAUAUAACUGCAAAUGCAGGAUUUUUUUUACAAUAGCAGUAUUCAAAUUUAUUCACUGGAAAACAAGUUCACUUAAACAAAAAUAAACUGCUUUGUAA
This is a messenger RNA of Hypanus sabinus (Atlantic stingray), 12353 nucleotides long. It is a transcript of the gene zbtb26, whose product is annotated as zinc finger and BTB domain containing 26. The transcript is spliced from 2 exons. The record is from RefSeq and is a predicted model, not a curated record. Bases 294 to 1670 code for a protein of 458 amino acids. Gene Ontology annotation, biological process: regulation of transcription by RNA polymerase II. NCBI's taxonomy places the organism in Eukaryota, Metazoa, Chordata, Chondrichthyes, Myliobatiformes, Dasyatidae. Gene Ontology annotation, molecular function: RNA polymerase II cis-regulatory region sequence-specific DNA binding; protein binding; DNA-binding transcription factor activity, RNA polymerase II-specific.